GUCCGGUAAGCGGUAAUGGCUCACCAGCCUGGGACGGUGGCACAGGGAGAAGGGUGGCGCAGGAAGGGUCGAGCAGCGGGACAGACAGGGCAUGCAGGAUGAAGAUGAGACGCUACAAGCUCUUUCUCAUGUUCUGUAUGGCCGGCCUGUGCCUCAUCUCUUUCCUGCACUUUUUUAAGACCCUGUCCUAUGUCACCUUCCCCCGAGAGCUGGCCUCCCUCAGCCCUAACCUCGUGUCCAGCUUCUUCUGGAACAAUGCCCCUGUCACUCCCCAGGCCAGCCCUGAGCCAGGUGGCCCUGACCUGCUGCGGACCCCACUCUACUCCCACUCACCCCUGCUCCAGCCUCUGUCACCAAGCAAGGCCACAGAGGAACUUCACCGAAUGGACUUCGUGCUGCCCGAAGACACCACCGAGUAUUUCGUGCGCACCAAAGCCGGGGGCGUCUGCUUCAAACCAGGUACCAAGAUGCUGGAGAAGCCGCCGUCGGGGCGGCCCGAGGAGAAGCCGGAAGUGUCCGACGGUUCGGCGGCCAGGCACCUGCCCCGGCACCUGCUGAGCACCCGGGAGCGCGCUGGCAGCCGGGGCGCGCGGCGGAAGUGGGUAGAGUGCGUGUGCCUGCCCGGGUGGCACGGGCCCAGCUGCGGGGUGCCCACCGUGGUGCAGUACUCCAACCUGCCCACCAAGGAGCGCCUGGUGCCCAGGGAGGUGCCGCGCCGCGUCAUCAACGCCAUCAACAUCAACCACGAGUUCGACCUGCUGGACGUGCGCUUCCACGAGCUGGGCGACGUGGUGGACGCCUUCGUGGUGUGCGAGUCCAACUUCACGGCCUACGGCGAGCCGCGGCCGCUCAAGUUCCGCGAGAUGCUGACCAACGGCACCUUCGAGUACAUCCGCCACAAGGUGCUCUACGUCUUCCUGGACCACUUCCCGCCCGGCGGCCGGCAGGACGGCUGGAUCGCCGACGACUACCUGCGCACCUUCCUGACCCAGGACGGCGUCUCGCGGCUGCGCAACCUGCGGCCGGACGACGUCUUCAUCAUCGACGACGCCGACGAGAUCCCGGCCCGCGACGGCGUGCUCUUCCUGAAGCUCUACGACGGCUGGACCGAGCCCUUCGCCUUCCACAUGCGCAAGUCACUCUACGGCUUCUUCUGGAAGCAGCCGGGCACCCUGGAGGUGGUGUCGGGCUGCACGGUGGACAUGCUGCAGGCCGUGUACGGGCUGGACGGCAUCCGCCUGCGCCGCCGCCAGUACUACACCAUGCCCAACUUCAGGCAGUACGAGAACCGCACGGGCCACAUCCUGGUGCAGUGGUCGCUGGGCAGCCCCCUGCACUUUGCCGGCUGGCACUGCUCCUGGUGCUUCACGCCGGAGGGGAUCUACUUCAAGCUCGUGUCGGCCCAGAAUGGCGACUUCCCCCGCUGGGGUGACUACGAGGACAAGCGGGACCUCAAUUACAUCCGGAGCUUGAUUCGCACGGGGGGCUGGUUCGAGCAGGACUCCCCGCCGGCAGACCCCAGCGAACACAUGUAUGCCCCCAAAUACCUGCUCAAGAACUACAACCAGUUCCGCUACCUGCUGGACAACCCCUACCAGCAGCCUAAGAGCACAGCAGAAGGUGGCGGGCAUAGGAACAAAGGUCCCGAGGGAAGGUCACCUGCCCUGGGCGCGUCAGACGCCAGGGACGGCUAAGGCUGCGAGAUCUUACAGGGCCUGAGGCGGGCCAGGCUGGCGGCUACUCUGGAUAGCUUCCUGUAGCCGUCUGCUGCCCCAUGGUGGUUCUUGAGUAGGUAGGUGGGUGGGAUCUGCCCUACUCCGGCCCUUUGGAAGCAAGGGUCAGCCUCUGAGCUUAAAAAAAAAAAAGGAAAGAAAGAAAGAAAAGAGAAAGGCUUUCUGUCGUAAGAGGGGAGCAGGCCCAGUGCAGUCCCCAUGAGAGUGCUAUGCCCAGGAGUGCCCCUGGAGAUGCCCGAUGGUUACUGAGUGGCCAGGGAGUGCAGGUGGGCGGGGAGCUCUCCAGGGUAGCCAUGUGGUGGCCAUGCAGGGAGAAGCCUGCCACUUGGCAUCUUGGGCUUUGGACCUGCAGUGGGAAAGGGAAAUGCCAGGAGGGCUUGGGCUCUGUAAAUAGACGCACUUGGGACCAGGAGGAAGCGGGCACACCUGGGGGAGAGGAUGGAAAAAGGCAUCUGGCUGAGGGCAGUGCUGGCGGAGGCUCUGCAGAGUGCUCAGAAGUGCUGGGAUGGAGGGGGAUGAGCGCUCCGUUGCCCGCCCACGGGACCCCACCGUGCUGCAAGGAUGGUGCCUGAGUGUCUCUGUGUUCCCCCAACCCUUGUGAGCUGACAGGUCUGGAGGUCCUUGGGAAGUCUUCCUUUUGGUUCCAAGCCUGGCCUUGAUGCUCCUUGUUUUUAUAUAGCUGUCUUGUGGCCACCCAUGCAGGCCUUGCAAGACCAGAAGCCAGUGACCAGGGUGGGUGGAAGCAAGAUGUACCAAUGGCCAGUUUAGAUGGGCUUGGGGGAGGGGGAGACCAACAGAGGCCUCGGCAUCGUUCCACUUCUUCCUGCCCAUCGCCCCUUCCUCCGGCACCCCCAGCCCCAGGUGGAAUCACCCUUGUGCCCCUCGUUGGGGCUGGCUAGGGACCCAGAAGGGACUGUGAGGCUGCCCUGGACCCAAGAAAGGACUUUAUGGCCAGCUAUAUGCCAU
Tupaia belangeri chinensis (Chinese tree shrew) is the source of this 2699-nucleotide messenger RNA. RefSeq names its product beta-1,4-mannosyl-glycoprotein 4-beta-N-acetylglucosaminyltransferase (gene MGAT3). Gene Ontology annotation, cellular component: membrane. Lineage: Eukaryota; Metazoa; Chordata; Mammalia; Scandentia; Tupaiidae. Gene Ontology annotation, biological process: N-acetylglucosamine metabolic process. Gene Ontology annotation, molecular function: beta-1,4-mannosylglycoprotein 4-beta-N-acetylglucosaminyltransferase activity. The record is from RefSeq and is a predicted model, not a curated record.